Messenger RNA from Dromaius novaehollandiae (emu), 1213 nucleotides. RefSeq names its product high mobility group nucleosome binding domain 5 (gene HMGN5). Gene Ontology annotation, molecular function: nucleosomal DNA binding. The transcript has 6 exons. The record is from RefSeq and is a predicted model, not a curated record. NCBI's taxonomy places the organism in Eukaryota, Metazoa, Chordata, Aves, Casuariiformes, Dromaiidae. The coding region runs from base 258 to 575 and encodes 105 amino acids. Gene Ontology annotation, cellular component: chromatin; nucleus. Gene Ontology annotation, biological process: chromatin organization.
UCACUCCGCGGCUGGACCCAUCUCGCGCUCUCCAUUCAUGCAGUUUGGUUGCGUGUUGGUGUAUUUUACUGUUUGCAAUAAAGAGGGGGGGAUUUUUUUUUGUUCAGUUUCUGCUGCAAUUAACUCUUGGUCCCUUAUACGUUUUUUUUUUUUUUGGCAAUUUUGCAGAACGGUUGAAACAGUUUUUUGGUGGUUACAUUUAUUUUUUAUAUAUAUCUAUAUCUAUAUAUUUUGCAAUCAACUAUUAAGGUGCAACUAUGCCCAAAAGAAAGGCUCCAGCUGAAGGCGAGGCAAAGGAGGAGCCAAAGAGAAGGUCGGCUAGACUAUCCGCUAAACCUGCUCCGCCUAAGCCGGAGCCAAAGCCCAAAAAGGCAGCACCUAAGAAAGAAAAGGCAGCAAAUGAUAAAAAGGAGGACAAAAAAGCAGCAACAAAAGGGAAGAAAGGAGCCAAAGGCAAAGAUGAAACUAAACAAGAGGAUGCUAAAGAAGAAAACCACUCUGAAAAUGGAGAUACCAAAACUAAUGAGGCACCAGCUGCUGAAGCAUCUGAUGAUAAGGAAGCCAAGUCCGAGUAAUGUUAACCCUGCCCUAUUAUCUCCAUCAUUUGGUAUCCGUACCUCCAUGCUGUAUUGUUAACAGAGAGGAAUAUUUUUAUCAACUAUUUUAUAAAUGCAGGUUUUUUUAGCAUGAAUUUAAUUAUGGAACAUCUUCAUCUCGGUUACUUGGGAAUUAAAUCCCUAACAAACAAAACAAAACAAAAAAAUCAUUGUUUUUAAAUUUUGUGAUUGUAAUAGUUUGUAUGGUACAUGGAAAGAAUAAGUGGUGGUAGCUUUUGACUUCUGUCAGUGUGUCCCUUUUUGUGUAAGUCAUGCUUACAGACUUCAGAUUUUAAUUUUACCCUUGUAUGUGUUGUAUGGUUUCUUAAAGUGGGGAGGUCUCAAAACAAAUAACUGUGUUAAACAUUCCAGUGGUUCUGUGGGUUGCUUUUAUAAAGAAGGUGAGAUAUUUUCAUGAAAAACCUAAGAGCUGGAAAUCUGUUGUUUCCCAAAUGUAAUUUUAUUUUGUCAGUUUUGAAAAAUAAAUAAAUAAAAGUGUAAUCAUGUUUUUAAAUGAAAUACAAACAUUUCUUUUAAAAGGGCAGGUUGGUUGUAUGUACCCACUGUUAGGAAUUUUGCUGGAUUUAUCUUAAUAAAAAAGACUCCUCAAAAGCUGA